AUGGCAGAGUUGGAAAAUGACGAGGUCAAUCACCAGCUUUGUGCCGUUGCUACAGAUGAAAUGUUCGAGUCCUGGUCGCCAGAGACGCAAAAAGCUGCUCUCACCGAAUGGAAUGACUGGCAAGAAGAAUCGGAGAAGUCGGGGUUAUGUUGUGAUGAAUGUGGUAAGACCUUUAAACAUGCAGGUAAUCUGAAACGGCACAAGAGAACUCACAGUGAGAAAGAAUACGAGUGUUCGCGUUGCCACAAGAAAUUUGACCGUAUGGUAUGAUAUGUAAAGUUUUGUAUUGAUAUAUAAACGAUAACAAGUAUAUGUAUAGACAUUGUGUAAUAUGUGUAGAUAUAUGCCGUUCCCUAAUAUUAUACUUCAUAUUCUUUUAAGGAUAAUCUGUAACGCCACAUGAAAACUCACAGCGAGAAAGAAUACGAGUGUUCGAAAUGUCACAAGAAAUUUGAUUGAAAGGUAAUUGAAAAGAGCUAUGUUGAGAUAUGUGUUGUAUAUUUCGAACUAUAGUGUGUUUAUUUAUUUUUCAAGGAUGACCUUACAAGACACAUGGAAAUGCACGAGCGACAUGGCGCGGAACGCGAAUAUACUUGUACUGUAUGUGGUGAAGUGUUUCAAAACAUAUUCCCAUUCCAAACACAUCAGCGCGAUGUCCAUCAAGUUGGCAGUGGGAAACAUACCAAGACUUCAACUCGGCGAGCGAAAAGGCAAAGAACUGAUGAAUCGGGUAAGUAUAAAUGAAAAUAUUUCGAUUACUAACUUUGUAUUUAAACAAGUCUUUUUCUUUUAAGAACCUACAAGAUCUUCGACACUGGUGAACGAAGGUAAGCAUUCGUUGUGUGUUUUCCGUUGCUAUGUAACAUUGUCAAACACCACUAAUACAUUUGUUCUCCUUUUCAGGAGCUUCCACGUCUGCUGUCGUCAACAAAG
Messenger RNA from Paramuricea clavata, 933 nucleotides. Lineage: Eukaryota; Metazoa; Cnidaria; Anthozoa; Malacalcyonacea; Plexauridae. The record is from the annotation of a GenBank genome assembly.